AUGGCCGCGACUGCGCAAUGGGGACCGCUGCGUUCAUUAUUGACAAUUUUCCCCGUGUUAUUGGGUUCAAUGCUUUUGGCACUCAAGCAUCACUACAACUUACCAACACCAAUCCAUGACCUUCAUGACCCCCUCACUAAUUUACCCCAAAUCUCUGAAACUCGUAUUCUAAGUUAUGCUCAGCAUCUAUCAGAGGACAUUGGCUAUAGGACAGUUGGCACGUACGAACAUGCGCUGGCGGACGAAUGGAUGUGGCAACAAGCGAACCGAAUGAAGGAAUUAUGCGAGCAAGUAGUUAGGGAAGAGGGACACCGGAAGCUGGAGUGCGAGGUCUGGCGCCAGCAGGGUAGCGGCAGUCAUAGGUUUGAUAUGAUGGCGAAGCGACUGUACAAGACAUACGUCAACCUGACAAACAUUGUUGUUCGAGUUUCAGACGGGACACCGGAAGGGAAAGAACACGCGGUCUUGGUAAAUUCUCACUUGGAUAGUACGCUUCCCAGUCCAGGAGCUGCGGACGAUGCCCUUUCUGUCGGUGUUAUGCUGGAAUGCAUCCGUGUCCUCGUAAGUUCACCCGGCUGGUCACCUAAGCAUGCCAUCGUAUUCUUGUUCAACAACGCCGAAGAAUCUCUUCAGGACGGGUCCCACCUGUAUUCUACCCAACACUCCACAGCACCUACCGUACGCGCUGCCAUCAAUUUGGAAGCCGCGGGCUCGACGGGACGGGAGAUGCUCUUUCAGGCGACAUCGGAGGAAAUGAUUCAAGCCUAUUCUCACGUCCCAAGACCAUUCGGUACUAUUCUUGCCAAUGAUAUCUUCAGCUCGGGAGUACUUCUCUCGGACACUGACUUCCGGCAGUUCGAGGAAUAUCUUAACGUUGCAGGGCUGGACAUGGCGGUGGUUGGUAACAGCUAUCUGUACCAUAUGCGAAAGGAUCUAGUCGAAAACAUUCAAGCAGGGGUAGCCCAGCACAUGGGCGAAAACGCUUUGGCCCUCUUGCAACACUUAUCCUCUCCCGAUUCGCCCUUGCCUUCACUUACAUCGGGAUAUACAGCCCCAUCGACCGUCUUCAUCUCCCAUACUGGGUUCUUCUUCAGUUGGUCAUUUGCGACUGCGAAGGUUUUAUAUGUUAGCUUCUUCUUGGUACUCAUCUACACCGUCCCUUCGUCUUCGAAGGCGAAGUCCGGCGGGCUGGUGCCAGGAAUUAUUUCCUUAGUUUAUGCCGGUAUAGGCGCAGUAGUAGUGCCAAACAUCGUCGCCGCCAUCAUGCAAUACGGACUCGGGAAGGGGAUGAGCUGGUUCUCCAGAGAGUUCUCCACCGUCGUCUUGUUCGGACCCCCGGCGUUUUUAGGCGCUGUGGCUUCACAGCUACUCCUUGCUCCUGUUGAUGAGCAUGACGCCUUAGCCGCCGUGCUCCUUACACAGUCUUUCUUAGCUGUGGUGAUCCAGAUGCUGAAUGUUGGAUCGGCGGUCAUGCUCUUCAUGAGUGCACUACCGCUCUAUUUGACUCUACUCCUCAACCGUCUGAUCACUGGCCAAAGGCGAGGCGAGAUAUCCCUGUGGACAUACUCGUUAGGACAAUUCCUCCCUCUGCUCAGCAACGUGCAGGCUAUGGCUCCAACGCUCGAAGUGUUCGUGCCCUUGACUGGUCGUCUUGGGGGCCAUGUCCCUGCCGACAAUGUGAUUGCUACGCUCGUUUCGGUCAUGGGUGCCCAGCUGGUCCCUCUUGCCCUUCCUUUCUUCCACAGAUUCGGCCGUCCGUUCUUGGUCCGCGCGACAGGCCUGUUUUUCACCGUGACCGUUGUGACCAUGGCCGUUUUCGCUAUGCGUAAACCGUUCGACGAGAUGCACCAGAAGCGUAUUUUUGUCUUACAUUUGGAGAAUAUCACCUCCCAAGAACAACACUUACAUAUUGCUACCGCUGAUGGCGCCCCAGGGUUUGACUUGCUUGCAAAUAGUAUAGCUGGGUUGUUCACUGGGAAGGAGGAAGCAUUGUCGUUGGAGGCCAUGCAUGAUCACAAUCCGAAUUGGGAUCCGUUAUUCCCUUUCUCCGCCUUUCUGACCCCGUAUAAGGUCGACCUCGUUGUCGACCCUACUUACGUCUCCCCUUGGGCCUCUGGAAACACUUUCACGGUGUCCGCCAUCAACGACGUAACAGACUUCGCCCAGGGCACCAGAAGUUUCACACUCCGAAUAUACCACCCAGGUGUCAUUUGGACUGUCAUUGCUUUCGACGCUCAUGUAUUGAAGUGGACACUUGAUGACAACCCACCCGACGAAUUUGCCCGUCACCACGUCAAGGAAGCUUCAUUCUACGGGAUCGACACGUGGUCUGUGGACAUGGUCAUUAAGCUACCUGACUCCUCGUCCUCAUCCAGUCCGCCAAGCGGUGCACUGAAGGUCGAUUUCAACGGGAUCCUUGAGAAGGGAAUGUGGCCCGGGAAGAAGAGUGUUAAGGAGCAAGGCGGCGCCGCGAUGAAGGUAUUCGAACGACUUGAUGGGUGGUUGGACCAAGAGACAGGAGGGACUGUCGAUGCUACUCUUCUUGGAUGCGUCGCCGGUGUCAUUGUCGUCUAA
This is a messenger RNA of Pleurotus ostreatus (oyster mushroom), 2574 nucleotides long. RefSeq lists its product as uncharacterized. Gene Ontology annotation, molecular function: metalloexopeptidase activity. NCBI's taxonomy places the organism in Eukaryota, Fungi, Basidiomycota, Agaricomycetes, Agaricales, Pleurotaceae. The record is from RefSeq and is a predicted model, not a curated record. The transcript has 14 exons. Gene Ontology annotation, biological process: proteolysis. The coding region runs from base 1 to 2574 and encodes 857 amino acids.